UUUUGAACCAAGAUCCCGCGCGAUGUCCAAGCGCACGGUCGACCUGGUCCAUGAACCGAGCGCUGCGGCCUCAGCACCGCUCCUAGUAUCCUUCCGCGGUGGCCCGCCACUCACAAACACGGGGUUCCACUGCCAGGUGUACGAACACGCCGCCAAGAAAAAGCGCAUCGUGGUUGCUGACACAGAGAAAGUCACGUACCAGGCGGCCAAUUUUGGUCAUGGAAACUCGAACGGCGACUUGUCCAGCUACGUUGUCGGCGUUGUGGACAAGGACACAAACACAGUCCAACUAUUCAACGUCGACCAGGUCUACGUGAUGCAGCAAAGCGUCAAGAGCUUCCGGGAGAAUGUCGACGACAACACGCAAGACUCGGUGUCGUACUCGGAAUGCCAGAAGAACCUUGUCGACGUGUUUGGGAGCAAAGCAUCCAAGCGCAUUGUCCGGUCUCGCGAAGAAAACAAGAUCCAAGUCGAAAAUAUUCGCGGAGCGUCGUCCAUCACCCAGACUUUCUCGGAAAAAGUCCAAGAGAACUCGGACCUGCUCGCGGCGAAACGCGCCGCAGACCCCAAGUUCUCUGCUGACGGAUUUGCCAUGGAUGCGACUCGUUUGGCGAUGUUGCCGCCUUGCAAGUUGGAUGCGCUGACUCCAGACGGCGUCUACGACAUCUCGAAAUUUUUGAGCAACGACGUGAUGGAGUCAUUGCUCAUGAAAGCGGACGAAUUCAUCUCGGUCCUGUCGACCAGUGCGUUGUCCGAGUUCCUUGCCCAGAACGACGUGGCUGCUGCCAACUAUAUCACGCAAGUCAUGACGUCCAUGGGCAAGCCGUACGACCGGGAGAAUGUCGCGCUCAUGCUGUACGUCAUGUACCUCGUGCAGUUCUUCCAAGCGCGGUAUCCGCUGCAAGCCAGUGCUGCCUCGCUCAGCGAAACCAUGAACGUGCCGCAUUUGGUCGUCAAGCAAAUAUUGGGCACGUUCGCCGAAGCCACGGUCAACUCGUACGGGAAGACCAGUUAUGCGCAAUCGAAGGUCCUGAAGGACAAACUCCUGCUAUAUUUGCUCGUGGUGGCGCUAACCAUCGGCGGGUUCAGCCUCGAUGUGUCGGCUAUCGCCGCCGAUCUGAAGCGCGCCCCGUCCAACAUCAUCGGGUACACGAAACAAGUGGGAUGCCGAGUCGACAAAGUCAAGACAGACUCGAGUGGUCUAGGCGGCAAGAAGAGCGAAAGUUUCCGCGCGAUCUUGACCCUGCCACUCCAGUUUCCGUCUCUCAAGAAAGGCGGGCCAUCUCGACGUUAACACUUAUCAAUUUCAUCUUGCGUACUUACGUCACCAAA
Molecule: messenger RNA, 1332 nt
Organism: Aphanomyces invadans
Lineage: Eukaryota; Oomycota; Saprolegniomycetes; Saprolegniales; Verrucalvaceae
Exons: 7
Coding region: 23-1294 (423 amino acids)
Biological process (GO): transcription elongation by RNA polymerase I; nucleolar large rRNA transcription by RNA polymerase I; RNA polymerase I preinitiation complex assembly
Cellular component (GO): RNA polymerase I complex
Molecular function (GO): DNA binding
Source: RefSeq, a predicted model, not a curated record